Sclerotinia sclerotiorum 1980 UF-70 is the source of this 330-nucleotide messenger RNA. RefSeq lists its product with no specific name. Lineage: Eukaryota; Fungi; Ascomycota; Leotiomycetes; Helotiales; Sclerotiniaceae. The transcript is spliced from 3 exons. The record is from RefSeq and is a predicted model, not a curated record. The coding region runs from base 1 to 330 and encodes 109 amino acids.
AUGUUUGCCCAUAGCCUCAUACUGACAAUUACCUCAAAGGUUCGAUCUGUCCAGCCAGCAAAUACAAGCUACAAAAGCAACAACAAUUUUUUCCCUAUUCAUUCAAGUGCUGGAAUCAUGGCAACGCUAGCCACAGAUCCGCCUGAUGCCCAGGUAAAAUUCAUAUUGUAUCUUCAUUUUCUUCGUUUAAUCUGGUUUCCGAAGGCCGUCAACCACAGUCUCUCUGUAGUAGCUUCUCCAGCAGCAAUAGCUGCCCGACUAUCCGCCCAAGAGUCCUGCACCGCGCUACAACAGAGAUGGUCAACGAUGGGCUUGAGGAUAAACGAUUAG